GUUCUGGUUCACGGAGCAUACCAUCAACCAUGGCACUUCAACAUACUGGCCGAAAAGCUCCGCGCUGCCGGAUACGCCGUCUCCGUGCCACAUCUACCCUCCUCUACCACCAGUAAGCCCGCUGGAAAUGUCUUCCUUCAAGACGUCGAAAAGAUCAAGAUUACCAUCGAAUCCGCGGCUGCAAAUUCAGACAGCGUAAUCCCUCUCUUUCACAGCUACGGCGGAGCUCCCGGAGGCGAAGCCGUCGCUCGACUUUCGUCGCAAGCGAGGAAAAAGAUACGUCGGCUGAUAUUUCUGGCCUCUUUCGUCCUCACUGAGGGGCAGUCUGUGCGUCCUGCUCACGUCCGCAGACCCAAUUUCACUACUCUCAAUGAAACGACGGGGAUCGCCUCAGCCAUUGACCCCAUCGGAGCAUUCUAUCACGAUCUCGAACCGGCGCUUGCGGCGGAAGCGAGCAAGCAUCUGUUGGGACAUGUCGAAGACGUUUUCUACGCAAAGGUGGAGACCAUGGGUUGGAAGGGCCUGCCGUGUACAUAUAUUACUUGCCUGGACGAUCGAGCGAUGCCACCAUUGAGGUACAAGAAGAUCUUCGAGGAGCUUGUUGCACGUGAGGGUGUGCAGGGGGACUGGGAGUUUGUCGAUCUGGAGGGAGGACACUCGCCGUAUUUGAGUAAGCCCGAUGUAUGCGUGGAGCUGAUUAGAAGGGCAAGCGGAAGC
Messenger RNA from Zymoseptoria tritici IPO323, 717 nucleotides. RefSeq lists its product as uncharacterized. The record is from RefSeq and is a predicted model, not a curated record. The annotation marks the transcript as partial. The transcript has a single exon. NCBI's taxonomy places the organism in Eukaryota, Fungi, Ascomycota, Dothideomycetes, Mycosphaerellales, Mycosphaerellaceae.